Panicum virgatum (switchgrass) is the source of this 4022-nucleotide messenger RNA. RefSeq lists its product as uncharacterized. Gene Ontology annotation, biological process: regulation of gene expression. Gene Ontology annotation, molecular function: RNA nuclease activity. The transcript is spliced from 3 exons. The record is from RefSeq and is a predicted model, not a curated record. Bases 937 to 3522 code for a protein of 861 amino acids. Lineage: Eukaryota; Viridiplantae; Streptophyta; Magnoliopsida; Poales; Poaceae. Gene Ontology annotation, cellular component: peroxisome.
GGGCUGUGUGUCCUUCCUGUCGAGGGGUGGCCUCGAGCGAGGCAGAGACGAUCCGCUCCCCUGAGGGUAGGCUCCCUACCCUCGAGCGAGGCGGAGUCAGUUCGCUCUCUCGAGGGUAGGCUCACUACCCUCGAGCGGGGCGGAGACGCGGGGCGUUUGUCGAAGGUCUUGGCGGGAGGCCCUCGAGCGAGGCGGAGAUUGCCCCGCGGAUUCGAGGGGGCUCGGUUGGGCCGUACUGUGUAGGUGGGCCGUGAAUUGGACUUCUUUGAAUUCUUUCCUUUUUUUGGAUUGGAAGGGGGCUGUAGGUCUUCGUGGGCCGUGUUUUGCAUUUUAAGGGUGAUUUAGUCCCUUGGUUAGGGUGCCCUUAAUCAUGGUACCCGACAAGAAGGAUAUUAUUGGCCCUGUUUGGAUCUAUAGGUUAUUUUUUAGCCCACCCCCAAAUAGCCCAAGGGGAGCCAAACAGGAGGGCUAUUUCUAGGCAAUUUGCAAAUAGCCCACCCAAAAACUAUCCCCUCAAAGAGGUGCUAUUUGUGGCUAUUUUGUGUGGGGCCCACUGAUUCUCUUAAUCUCUCUCUUGAAAAAGUGGCAGCCCAAUAUUGGAAAAGUGCUUUAGGAGCCAAAUAGCCUUUGGAUCCAAACACCUCAAGGGCUAUUUAAUUGAAGGGCUAUUUUUUUGGGCUAAAUUUUAGCCCCCAAAUAACCCUUGGCUAUUUCUCCAAACAGGCCCAUUGUCUCAUACACUCAAUUUUGUGAAGGUGUCUCAUUUCUUGGUUAGGCACAUGGUUUUCAUGGCGUCGCCUAGGACAAGGCGCUCCCCUUGUUUUGGGCUAAGGUGUCGCCUUAGCCCACUAAGGCGGCUGGGCGGUGGUGACUCGCCACACCUCGCCUUACCGCCAUAAGAACCAUGGUGGGAAGAAUAGUUCCGACCGUUCCUUUAUGGCUGAUCUUGUCUACUGGAUUGCUCAGAACCCUCCACCAGUUCAUUUUUUCCUUAUAUCUGGGGAUAACGAUUUUGCAAACCUCUUGCAUCGAUUGCGAAUGAGCAACUACAAUGUACUGCUUGCUUGUCCUAGUAAUGCUACCAGUGUACUGUGUAGUGCAGCAACAGUUAUGUGGCCGUGGGAUGCUUUAGUUAAAGGGGAGGAUUUCUCACCUAAACGUUUUAACCACCCACCGGAUGGUUUACAUGGAUCUUGGUAUGGUCACUACAAAGGAGCCCUGGACAAUCCCUUCCUGGAGAAGGAAUCAAAGGAACCCAUCAAGGUACCAUCUGAUUCCUGGCAUUGUUCAGUACCAUCUUAUACCAAGCAUGUCUCCAAAUCUUUAAGCAAUGCAAUUCUGGAGGCAUUACGUCCACAUCCUGAUGGGCUGAGCCUCUCACGUGUGCGAGCUGAGGUUAUGAAGAACGAGGUUUGUCGGGACAGUGAUUUCCUUGCCCGCCAGAAAUUCUCUUGCCUUCUCCGAGCAAUGCCAGAUAUUGUUGAAUUUAUAGAUCCUCCAUCUGGUAAAAACGAGCCAUAUGUAACUUUGGUCAACAAAGGCCUGCUGCAGCCUGGUGACGUAAGUUCUAAGGCCGUUAGCUCAGCUCAAGGUAAUGGCAGGGAGAAUAAUAUCAACGGAACAGCACAAAAUGAUAAGAAGCAUCCAUCUUUGAUGUCAACUCCUGAAGUAAAUUUGAAGCCACAAAGUUCUUGUCAAAGUAUUGCAAGGAGCAAAAGCUUCACAGAGACUGUAAUUGGACAUCCACCUACAUUUUCUGUCCCAUCUUCCCCAUUGGUUUUGCUGUCUGAGGACCAAAAGAAGUACCAAACUGCUGAUGUGAGUGCACCGACAGAGUCACCAGCAAAACACACGGAAGUUGACGAAGGGACAACCCCUGGAACUCCCUCUUCCUCAGGGGUGGAAAAUGUUGUUAACAAAGAUGGACUCCUUAAAAGAAUCUGGAUAUUGUGGAAUGGCCCUGAUAAUGCCAAGCCUGAGGUUUCUCAAAAUUGUGAAAGUACUUCUGCUGAAGUGGUUAAUGAUUUGCGAAUACCUCUGCAAGAGCAUAAUGCUGAUUGCCGUAUAAACGUUUUGAGGAGGAUCCAUAAGAUCACUUCAAAAAGUGACAAUCCAGAUGGCACCAAUAGUACUGCAGCAGUAAGUGCUAAUUUGCCAAUUUCAUCUGAUGGUGAGAAUUCUGAAAGAAUAAAGAGAGAUCCAUCAGUUCCUGAAAACCCAGAACCAUGCAGUAGACCUGCAUCUGUUUCCACGGGUAAAGCUGGAGAUAAAGAUUCUUCUGAAAUGAAGAAGGGCUUGUUUAGCUGGGCUUCAAGGUGGUGGGCAUUUGGAAAAUCAUAUGCAGACAAUAGUACAACAAACAGAAAUGUCACUGAUGAACCAAUUGAAGAAAUUGAAUCUUCAAAUGCUUCAGCUUGUGGAAGAGGGCAACAGGUGGUUAAUGAAAUAUUUGCAAAGGAUCACGUGUGGGAUCUUUUGGAGCAACAGUUGUCAAAAUGUCUUGGGGCUGAUCUUAUUUUGAAAGCAAAGACAAGGGGUGAAUUGGCACAUGGAUUGCAGAAGCUGGGUUGUUGGCCUUUGCAAGGCCUCUUAGAGAAAGAUCUGCAUCAUCUGGUACAUUUGUUAAUUUCGGAAAAGAAAUGGAUUGAAGAAAUUUCUUCCAGACCUUUCCCUUUCCGUCUUACCCUCCCUCACAAGAGAACAUGUGUUCCAUCGAAUUCCAGCAAGUCCACUGCUCUUAGUUCCAUUUUUGUCAAUGGGAAGCCACAUAAGGGCAAAUUUGUAGAUGAUAAGAGUAAGAAAAGCAAGCCUCUUACUAGGGAGGAGAUACUGUCAGACUGUCACAAGCUGUUGAAUGAGCUUCUAUCGCAGCAUAAAUAUGGAUUCAACAUCAGCAUUUUCAAGCAUCGUUUUACUCAGAAACAUGGAUAUGAGCUUGAUCAUCAGAAGCUUGGGUAUCCAGACCUUGCAUCACUGUUGCAGAUUAUGCCUGGUGCCAGGAUAAAAUUCCCAAGGGUUCUACCUGCAGAAAAUGAGAAUGGGCAAGCUGGCAGCAAGGGAAGUGGAAACCAUAACAAUGGCGACGACUUGAUUUGGGAGGAGCUUGGUCCUGUAUCUUCCACUAGCGAAACUACUGCUGCAGAGGUCGAUAAGGAAAUGUGCUACCGUCCUCCUACUCCUUCAGAUGAUGAAUUCUCAGAUAAUGACAGUCAAGCAGACCAACAGACUAGGAGAAAUGCUGAGCAUAGCUCACUGCUUCAGAUCAUUGAUUCCUGGAACAGUAGCAAGGAUGAUGGCUCUAACAAGAAAUCUGAAGACAUCGACGGGCUUGUGGACUGUUCGACGAGAAACCCAGGUUAUCUUGACAAUCAUGCUGCAGGGAACGUGCAGAGAUCUACAAGGCUAUCACAGAAGCAGUACUCUUUUGUGUCGGACUCUGAAGAAGAUAAAGAGAAGGAUAAGCUGGUUGAGAGUGUCUUGGGCAGUCUGCAAAAGGCGCGGAGCUCAAAGUUGCCUAAUUAAAGUUUUGUUAUAUGCAAAAAUGCUGAUUUGCUUCUGUUGGCGCCCAAUUGCAGCUGUUGGCCUGACAUCAUUCUGAGUCCCGUCAUGGUCGUUACUUUUGUUUGUCUUCCUAAAGCAAAGAUCGGACUUUUGUGGUCGUACUUUCAUCAAGGUGCAGCUUAUGUUCAGAAGCUAUGGAUUGAUGGGAGUUAUCUAACAUUCUUUUCCCAAAUCAAGAGAGUAUGUUGAUGACGGCUCUGAGGUUCAGUUAGCGAGACUGUUUGACCAAGCUGGUCGUUUCCGUCUAUAUCUUAGUAGUACUGUGAAAUAAACAGGAGCAUCACAAUUCUUCUAUGAAUUUCUUCAAAAAAAAACAUUUCUUCUAUGAAGUUUCCUUGAAUGGUAGGUACUAUAUAGCAUAACUAAUUUUACACUUGACUGUAAAACUGGCGAACCCAGUUAAUUUUUUUUCUGCUUUCUAUAAAAAGCUGUGCGAAGUUGGUCUUUGCCCUAAAAAACUA